AUGUCCAGCCGGAGGGCGAACGCGCCAGAGGUGCGCGAAUCUAUAGAGGCGAAGACUGCCUCCGUGGACGUGGAGAUGAAGGAUACACCGGAUGAUGAGAUCGAUGCCGAAGGCGACCCUGACGUAGAUAUGGAUGCGGAAGGUGACGAAGAUGCCGAAGGUGAAGAGGACGCAGAAGGUGAAGUGGAUGAUGAAGGUCGCCCCGAUAUGUAUCGCUUGAUUCAUAAUCUCUCGACCUACCUGUGUAGCGUUCAGGAUGAUGGUGAGCAGCUUGCUGCUGGCUUCCAGCGCAUCCCGAAUAGACGGACGCUGCCUGAUUAUUUCGAAAUCAUCGCCGAACCCAUUGCUUUCAGUACCAUCCGAGGCAAAACUCAGAAGAAACAAUACAGCUCAUUUGCGGAGUUCGUCAAGGAUGUUGCGCAAAUCUGCCACAACGCUCAAGUUUACAACCGACCCUCCGCUCCUAUUUUCGGUGCCGCAGUUCGCCUUCGAGAAAUUCUCGUACAAGAACUCAAGAAGCUGUUAGAAAAGGGCCACAUCAAUGCCAAUGAUGCACAAUUGCCAGAUCUCGGCGAAUUACCACCCGCAGAAGAGUCUCCACCAGCAGAGGAUGAUGAGGAAGACGAGGAAGAUGACGAGGAGGAAGAUGAAGAGGAAGAUGAGGAUGAGGAUGAGGACGACGAUUCAGACGAUGAAGGCGGACGACGCAGGGGACGAAGACGACGUGGCGUUGGUCGAAGAGAUCAGGACAAAGAUUACGAAGAUGAUUCGCACAAACGAAGAGGCCGACCUCCUAGUGUUCUUACACCGAACGAAGCCCGCAUCGCGUCACUAUUGAAGGGCCUGAGAAAGCCCAAGGACGCUGCAGGAAAUCUACUUGUUCACCCUUUCGAGAAGCUACCAGACAAAGCAGCUGUACCAGAUUACUAUACAACGAUACUGAACCCCAUCGCUCUCGACAACAUCAAGAAGAAGGCCAAGCGGAAGAAGUAUCAAAGCAUCGACCAUGUUCUUCAGGACCUCAAUCUCAUGUUUGAAAAUGCCAAGCGGUACAAUGAGGACGACAGCGAAGUGUACAAGGCCGCGGUUGAGUUACAGAAAGAGGCUGUGUUUUUAGCUGAACAGGAGAAGGCCAAGCCUGAUGAUGAUUUUCGAGACGAAGACGGCAAGUUACCAUUGGCGGAGAUCCAACAUAACGGGCAGGCCUGGAAAGUCGGUGAUUGGGUUCACAUUAGAAAUCCCAAUGACCUGGCCAAGCCCACCGUGGCGCAAAUCUAUCGAACUUGGCAAGACCGUGCUGGCCAAAGAUGGAUCAAUGCCUGCUGGUACUACCGACCAGAACAGACUGUGCAUCGAUAUGAGAAGCAUUUCUUCGAGCAUGAAGUCGUCAAGACAGGUCAGUAUCGGGACCAUCAAAUCGAAGAGGUUUUGGAUCGAUGCUUUGUCAUGUUCGUGACCCGAUUCAAUAAAGGGCGGCCUCGAGGAUUUCCCCCGGACAAGGAGAUUUAUGUGUGUGAAUCACGCUACAACGAGGAAAAGUUCACAUUCAACAAGAUCAAGACGUGGGCAAGCUGUGUCCCAGAUGAGGUACGCGAUAAGGACUAUGAAAUGGACCUCUUUGAUGUGCCUCGGCGCAUGAAGAAGAUUCCCAGUCCUAUUAAGCACUUGCUCCGCGAUGAUGCAAAGGAGACAGAUGAACUCCCCAAGCCAACAUGGGGAAGCCCAAACGCCCCGCCCAUUGUUGGGGCGGUACAUCGCCGUAAACGGGAGGCCAAUGAAUCACCACCGCCAGUGCCCACCCCUCCGCCACAAGCCAUGUCGGCGGUCCCACUACCUGAUGCCGGCGCUGAUUCUGGCCGGCGCGCUUCAAUGUUGUCAGUGCCUGGCGGCAUUCCUAAUGAUCAUUCUGGGAGACAUCCUUCGAUAUCCUAUCCUGGAGGUCCCUCACCUUCGCCCGUCCCAUACAAUGCUCACAUGGCGCCUCACUUUCAGCCGGUCACUCCUGGCGCCCAACCAGCACAAGUUCAACAGACUCCAGUCCCUAUUCCACAUCAACCUCACCUCGGUGCUCAGCCACAAGUGUCUGUACGGCCUGUACAAUAUCAACACCAACCUCAACACUCGCAGGCAGGAUAUGCGCAAGGAUUCGCCCCUAACUAUGGGCAACCGGUGCCUCCUAUGCAUCAGCAAACACCUAUGCCAAACCACAUGACCCAGGCAUACAACCAAGUACAGGCCACUCCAGUCGCUCGCAGCCCUAUGCCGGCUGCACCAGGGAUGCCUAUGCCGGGUGGCAAUGUGUACAACCCGCCCAGACCACCAGAGGUCUAUGCACUUCCCGACAAUAUCAACGAUGCGAUGCCAAAGGAGUUGCGAGAGUCAUUUCAACAUGACGGUUCUGGCCGAGUUCUCUUCUUCACUGCUCCUCCUCUCGACAGACCCCACAAAGGCAUAUCCCACGAAAGUGCUGGGUUAGGACACAGCGCCAAAUAUCUGUCUGGGAGGAAAGAAUGGUUGGCCGACCGGGAGAGGAAGAGAAAAGAGCGCGACGAGCAGAUCGGGAGCAACUCAAACAAGAAACUCGAAAGGGAUGCAGCAGAUGCGCGUCAAACAAAAACAGAGAUUGUUGCGCAGGCCAGUGAUGCUAUGGCCAAGUGGUUGGAACAAUACAACGAGGAUACCCAGAAGUGGAAAGAAAAGGCUGGGCUUGAAGGCUGGCGUGAGGUCAAGCCAUCCAACGAAGAAAACAGCACUGUUUGA
This is a messenger RNA of Fusarium tjaetaba, 2760 nucleotides long. RefSeq names its product chromatin structure-remodeling complex subunit RSC1. The record is from RefSeq and is a predicted model, not a curated record. Gene Ontology annotation, biological process: chromatin remodeling. Gene Ontology annotation, molecular function: protein binding; chromatin binding. Gene Ontology annotation, cellular component: RSC-type complex. Lineage: Eukaryota; Fungi; Ascomycota; Sordariomycetes; Hypocreales; Nectriaceae. The coding region runs from base 1 to 2760 and encodes 919 amino acids. The transcript is spliced from 5 exons.